AUGUACAGUGAAAAUAUAAAAGGAUACACAAUUACCACAAAAUAUGAAUUAUACGAGCCACAGAGGCAAUCAAUAAGAACAAUCCUUAACUGCCUUGAAGAGGGCGUGUCCGGUAUGAUCGAAAGUCCGACCGGGACAGGAAAGACUUUAAGCAUUUUAGAAUCGGUCGUAGCAUGGAUUAACAAGAACAAGCAAAAUAAAGAAGUAAAAGUGUACGUCACCACAAGAACCAUAAAACAAGCCCAGCAAUUAAUCGAGUACUUCAAGACCAUAAGGCAUGCACCUAAAAUGAGUCUACUAGCAUCACGAGCCCAUUUAUGCUUGAACCCAGAAGUGCGUACAGCAGGGAACUUAGACAGUGCCUGUAAGAAUAAGAAUAAAGAUAUAAAUUCCAAGAAUAAGUGCAAGUAUUACAGUAUAGAUAAAGAAUCACGGACAUCAUCCAUGGAGAACUCCCUGCCGACCGUGUUCUCAAUUGAAGAUUUAAUACAAUCAGGGUCUGAGUGCAGUACGUGUCCGUAUUAUUACACUAAGGACAUGCAGGAUAAGUCUACGAUCGUAUUUGCACCGUAUAAUUACAUUAUAAACAAGAGCAUAGUAAAAGCCAUGGGCAUAGACUUAAACGGCAGUAUAAUAAUAGUGGAUGAAGCACAUAAUUUAGAUGACAUAUGCAGAUCAAGUGGUUCUGUGGACAUAGAGCGUAUUAUACUGGACGGGAUACUUACUAAAUUAACCACAGAGACAGUUAAUGCGUCCAUUGAAGUACCAGAAGUAUUCACGUGUAUUAGUAUAAUUAAAGGGAUAAGGGAGUAUUUUGAUGGGGUACCUGACUUAUUAAGUGAAGUACCACAGGACAUGAAGAUUUACGAUGUAAAUGGGAAGCAAGAACUUUCCAUUCCACAGAAGUGUAUUUUAUCAGAGUUAAGUAAGCUAGGGAUUACACCGGAGAGUGUAGAUAAAGUAUUCUCAGAUAUAAAUGGACUAAUUAGGAAUUCUGUGUUAGAUGAGUUCAUGGAGAGGUGGUUAGUCCAGCUAGAGACUGUCUUUAAGUUAAUUUUAUCUGAUGGUAAGCAGAGGGAUUAUGGCAUGGUUAUAUCUGAGGAUAAAGUAUCCUUUAUACUACUACGGGCAGCUGUCCAAUUUGAUCCUAUUUAUAAGAUGGCUCGGUCGGUGAUACUUUUAUCAGGGACUCUUCAACCGUUCCCUGAGUUAGUUAAUGAGUUAACGUAUAAUUCAGGUUCAUUUAAGUAUUUCUUAUCUGCUGGUCAUGUUAUAUCUGAUAGUCAGUUAUAUACACGCACUGUAGGGCAGUAUAAUGGGCAUACGCUUACGGGUACGUAUAAGGAGACCAAGAACCCUGUUUAUUUCCAGACUAUUUCCAGGGUGAUCACUGAUAUAGCGCACUCAUUAGAGCGUGUAGGGGGUGUCUUAUGCUUUGUACCUAAUUAUAACACGAUUACACUGUUAAAAUCAAAAUUAGAGAAGCAGUUAUUACUAUAUACGGAAAGUACGGAUAACGGCAUUUUUGAGGAUAAUUUACGGAAGUACCGGAGCAAGUGCUUAAACGGGAAGUGUGUAUUUUUAUGUGUAUUCCGUGGCAAGGCCAGUGAGGGGAUUAAUUUCAAGGACCAUGAGUCCCGUGCUGUUGUAUUAGUGGGUAUCCCGUAUCCUAAUAUACGGAACCACGGUAUUAUCCUUAAGAAGCAGUAUAACAAUCAGUAUAUGAACGGGUCUGGGAGCAAGUGGUACGACCAACAAGCGUUUAGGGCUGUAAAUCAAGCCUUAGGCCGGUGCAUUAGGCACAAGAACGACUGGGGUUCUAUUUUUAUGAUUGACUCACGGUACGGUUCAGCCGUUAAAUCUUCGAAAAUUUCUGAGUGGGCUGUUUCUAACUUUAAUAAUCUGAUCGGCCCGGGGAUGCUUCAGGAGGAGUACCUCCCAUUUAUUAAGCAGCAAAAGAGAACUGAGUAUGAAGAGAAUUACUCUAAAAAUUCAAAAGCAGAACCUGAAAAUAUUUCCAAAAAAAGAAAUUUCCCAGGAAAUGAUUUAAAACGGUUUUUUAACAGAUAAAUUAAACAAAAAUAACCUGA
Molecule: messenger RNA, 2090 nt
Organism: Nematocida parisii ERTm1
Lineage: Eukaryota; Fungi; Microsporidia
Exons: 1
Coding region: 1-2070 (689 amino acids)
Biological process (GO): nucleotide-excision repair; double-strand break repair involved in meiotic recombination
Cellular component (GO): nucleus
Molecular function (GO): DNA binding; ATP binding; DNA helicase activity
Source: RefSeq, a predicted model, not a curated record